Molecule: messenger RNA, 669 nt
Organism: Pieris macdunnoughi
Lineage: Eukaryota; Metazoa; Arthropoda; Insecta; Lepidoptera; Pieridae
Source: the annotation of a GenBank genome assembly
AUGGAUUGGUUUGUUAUGUAUUUAAUAGUUGUGACUCUUGUCGUAGUCAAGGGUUACAAAUCUCUUGACCUGGAAAAUCUCAUCGACUUAGUGAGACGAAGAAGCAUCUUAACCGAUGACGAAAAAAUCUUGGGAGUCCCAAAAUAUGUUGAGCAUUUGCCACGGGCUGAGAAGAUAUUACCAGGGCACACGUUACUGAAACCCUCCUUCGGUAUGCUAAAGUCCGCAGUGAAAUUUCCUCAAAGAAGUGUGGGCAACAAUGUAUAUGGAAAUAUAAAUAAUAUUGGAAUAGCAUUUGGGAAUACCAAUGAGAGAAUUAGAUAUACAGGUUUUAGAAAAACUGAGAAUGUCAUGGUAAAUAACGAACGUCGAUCCAGAAAAAUAAAAUCUGCCUAUAGAAUAAGACAAAGUAGCGAGUCGACAGCGUCAUCCGAUCUUUCUCCAUCAUCAGCCAGCUCAGACUACGAGAAGAAUGCCGGAAACCCCUUCACAAUACACAAGGACAAAUAUAAACAAAAUUGGUUAUGGAACCACCAGAUGGAUGGUGACCAUAUGAAUGUGAACCCCUACGCACCAAUAUUUCAAAAUUAUGGUCCUUCUGGUUCAUCAUUAUUUUUUGGCAGAAAGUGGUGGUAUUAUAAUCAAGAUGACUUCAAACCUUUGGAAUAA